CCAACUUUGCUACUAAUUACUUUGACUUUGAUAUCAUAAAUAAAGAUUGGCUUGAAACUUGAAUAUAUGCCAAAUUGAACUUUAAGGCUAUAGGGUAUGGGGACCGUCCCCAUCCCCGUCGAGCUUCGGCGCCGGACGAACACCAUCCUGCCCCUCCACCGUCCCGUCCUCUCCGUCUAGCCUAAGACGUUGGCGACGUUCCUCAAAAGUGGGUUCCACUUAUCUUCUACCUUCAAACCCUCAUUUCCACUCUCGAUUUCUUCCGGAACCACACUCAUCCUGCACAAAUCAAGGUUUCCAGUGAGAGAUGGUGCCGAAAAAUGAAGCGACUGAAGAGCCGUUGGCCGAUUCUCCGACUUCUGUGCUUGAAGAUGAGUGAAACUAUAUCUGGAGUUUUAUCAAACAAGCAAUAAAAGCAAACGGACUCAGAUUUUAGUAUUCAGUUAUUAGUAUUUUCAGUUCUUUUAUGAUCAAAAUUUGCAUCGUCUUCACAUGCUUUUAUGAAAUUGUCUUCAUGGAUGGAGUGAAUCUCAGUUUAAUCAAGUUCUGAAUUAUGAGUUAGAUCAAAUGAUCAAGGCUUACUAGUUGCUUAGUGAGGCUGCUGCACUAAAGUUCACAGUGUAUUGUUGCUCAAUAGAGGCACCACACAAAACUCUUUCAAGCUAAUGGCCCUGAAAAUGUUCCUUCUGGUCUGUAUAUUUAAUAGGUACUGUAGUAGACAAUGCUGUGGAGCACCCAAGAAAUUAUCAGGUACUCAACCAGGAAUGAUUGUUUCACUUGGAGAUGUUUGUAGCUUCGAUGACUUGAAAGAAAGAAUGGCGGUUUACUUGAGCCAAAGUAACUGCCAUGAGAUUCUUGAUGAUAUGACUCAUGUUACAAAGAAUAUUGAUGAAGGAAGACUUAAAAUGAAGGCCCACUGUCCAAUAGUUGCUGAUGUUGGAAUGAAGGAGAAUGCUUUGAAGAUUCUAAUGAGUUAUAACCCUGUUUGGUUAACAUGAUGCUUUGGGUUAUGUGGUAUUUUAAAUUUAGCGAUUUUGAUAGUAAUACCGGCGACACCAAUAACAACCACUAUCCUUCAAAGGGGACAAGCUCAAGCUCCGUACCUUACCAACGACAACUUCCGUCACCGCCGACAAGCUCUAUCAAGCAUCACCGUAAUGUCGACAAGCUCAAGCUCCGACCAGUUUUGUUUUAUUAUUUAGAAAAUGAAUAGUGUAAUUUUACGUAGAAUCCAUUUUUGAAAUGAGAUUUGAAUGAGAAGUUAUGUAAUCUUCAAAUUUAUUAGUUCCGACAAAUUGAACAUCAAAUCAUUUGGGACA
Helianthus annuus (common sunflower) is the source of this 1319-nucleotide messenger RNA. RefSeq lists its product as uncharacterized. Gene Ontology annotation, cellular component: spindle pole. Bases 666 to 998 code for a protein of 110 amino acids. The record is from RefSeq and is a predicted model, not a curated record. The transcript has 7 exons. Gene Ontology annotation, biological process: spindle organization; establishment of meiotic spindle localization; mitotic cell cycle. Lineage: Eukaryota; Viridiplantae; Streptophyta; Magnoliopsida; Asterales; Asteraceae.